UUUUGGGAGUCACGACGUGUCUAUUCAGCCCGAAGCGUCUCGGGAGAAUCCCCCGCGACUCUGUCAGCGCCUAGGAGAAACGUCAGCGGCCCCCAACUCUCUCCCCAGAGCGACGACGUUGUGGGGGAAUGUUCCUCCCCCCAAAUUUUCGCAGACGUCAAUGGCCCCAGCGGCUUCUUCCCAGACUUUGUCGGUCUGGGGACGAGAGAGAGAAAGAGAGAGAGAGAGAGAGAGAGAGAUUGAAGUUGGUAGUAACUCCGUAGGCACUUGGCGGUCUCAGCCCGGAGAAGUUCCGGGAAUGGCAGUGCCGCAGGUACAGAACGAAUCACAUUCGAAUAGUGUACUCAUAUUGCCGAAGCAGUGGACCUGGGCCUGCUCUAUGGGCAGCGUUUCGCCCUGAUAUAUACCUAGAUCGAGGACUUCGGCCUCUCACCUUAGGACACCAAUCAUGGCCAGAUUUGGCCGAACUUCAAGAUACCGCAUGACUCGGUCUGUCCUGAGACGACAUUGCAUCCUGCUCGUGCAACGCGCUGGCGCGGGGCUGUCUGGCUCACCUCGUAAUCGCAGUAGUGUUAGCAACGAUGACAACGGCGGAGGCGCCGGCUGGCGAAGCGCAUCGUCUAAGCUGCUGGAAGGUGGCGCGACCGCUCUCGGGUCUGUCUUCGUUUUAGGGUUGGCCGGGUACACGUACCACUGGUACUACAAGUCGCUGGUCCUGCGCAAGAUGGAGAAUGCCUUCGCCCCAGGUUACUCAAGCCUUGAGCUGGCCGCUCUCGGUCGUCAACCGGCCCUCGCCGAUCCGCAUUCGAGGUCGGACGUCGGCAACGUCGAAGACGACGAUUGGAUCCCCAGAACCGAGCAGGCCAUCAUCGACGACAUCGUCGACGGAAGCACCCAGGGCCAGUACCAUCUAGUCACUGGAGAAAAGGGCACUGGAAAGACAUCCAUGCUACUCAAGGCCAUGAAGAAGAUCGACGGCGACGGAAUCGCUAUGCUGGAAGCGCACCCGGACCUCGAGAUCUUCCGCGUCCGACUCGGCAAGGCCCUUGACUACGAGUUCCACGAGGACUACAUCGGCAGCCUGUUUAGCUUCAAGGGGCCCCGGGAUACUACGCCACUGCUAGAUAUCGAACGCGCUUUUAACAAGAUGGAGAAGAUCGCGCUUAAGCGUCAAGAAAAGGCGGGAAAGCCCCUGGUUCUCAUUAUCAACGGUAUACAUCUUCUGCAGGACGACGAGGGGGGCCGACACCUCCUGGAGCUGAUCCAGCAGCGGGCAGAGCUCUGGGCGGCGAGCAGUCUCGUGAAUGUCGUGCUUAACAGUGACGAGUAUUGGAUCACGGAACGCCUUAUGAUGCGAGCCACCCGCUUACGAGUUCUCCCCGUGCGCGAUAUUCCGAAAGGUCCUGCCAUCGCGGCGCUAAGGAGUUUUCGAUACGCAGCCUUCCAGGAAGACGUCUCUACGGAUAUCUUAGGGCAAGUCUACGACAAAGUCGGCGGUCGUCUUCGAUUCCUUAGCCAGAUCGCCAAAUCGCCCAAUAUGAUAGAUGCCUGUGAUUCUAUAUGCGAGAAGGAAAAACGCUGGUUCCUAAGCCAAUGCUGGAUUCUGGGGAAGGAGAUGGAUAGCAACGCCGAAGGCCAGCAGGAGUUCUGUGCUGCCGCUAUGGUCAUUGCUAAGGCUCUAGUGGAGAGGGAGGAGGCGAUGGGAGAAGACGAGAAGCGUGACGGCAGGCUUCCGCAGAUCCCACUCCACGAGGCGAGGCAAAUUGUGACGAGGGCGGACUUCAUCCAGCACCACGACCACCUCAACAUCGUCACCAUCGACCCCCACUCCAUGAUGGUGCAGGCCGAUUCUGUCGCCAUGCAGAAUGCCUUUCGGGAGGUCUGCGGUCAGGACGGCUUCGAGGAGCACCUCCAGGCUACCAUCGACCGACUCGACGAGUUAGAGAGUCUGGGGCGGACCAGAGAGCUGACAAUCAAGGAUCUUUGGGGCAACGGUGCGUAUCGAGCUGUCGUCGAGAGGCAGGAGGGAAGGCAGAACACCGUCGUAUCCCUAAGAGCAAUCCCACCAAAGGCAGAUAAGGCCCAAGCAUGACUGAGUAGAAGCCUCGAUACCCUGUCGAAAAUCGAAUGGUGCAAUAUUCCGUUCCCCUUCACGGAAAAAAGUGCCUGCAUACACAAUCCUCCUUGGUGAUU
This is a messenger RNA of Durotheca rogersii, 2193 nucleotides long. RefSeq lists its product as uncharacterized. The record is from RefSeq and is a predicted model, not a curated record. The transcript has 3 exons. Lineage: Eukaryota; Fungi; Ascomycota; Sordariomycetes; Xylariales; Xylariaceae. The coding region runs from base 449 to 2092 and encodes 547 amino acids.